AUCUUAGGUGUGGCAAAGCUAACGGGAGUACUUACUUGUUGCCGAAGUGCCGAAAGAAGGUGCUGGAACCGAAAACACAGCAUUGGUUCAUGUAUUUAUUAACAUUCAUACUCACAGUCAUACUUGUGCAAGGGGUGGCCAAACACAUCGUGAGGUCAGCGCCCCCCGUGCCCUGCUGGUGCCAAACGCUGUGCCACAUGCGAAUCAGGGCUCCCAGGCCGCUGUCACAUCAAAAAUGCCGUCUACAAAAUUACAUGUAAUCUUUGUGACAAUGAAAGUACUAUUUACAUUGGCGAAACAAAAAGGCGCAUCCGUGACAGAUUCAAUGAACACUUUCGUGACGCUAAGAACAAGGCAAAAAACACCCCUCUUGGGGAUCACGUUACCCUAAGACACCCAUCAUGUACAAUCACAUCAUCGUCAUUCAAAAUCUCCAUUGAAAGAGUGUGUAAAGACGUCGUUGAUUUAAAAAUAUCCGAAUCAGUGGAAAUAAGGAACCAAAAACCAUGUUUGAACACCCAAACUUCAUCCUGGCCACUUCUGCAGCGUCCAUCGUACACCCCCACAUAACUAUAUUGUACAUAUCCACAAAUUGAUUGUGACAACUACUGUCUGAUUGUGCCGUUGAUUUAGGCUGCGCCAAACAAUGUGAUGAUUCAUGCAGAUUCUAUGUUGUUAUUUUGUAUAUUGUAUAUUGAUCUUGUGUGUUGUAUAUUGUACAUGUAUCGUAGAUAUCAUGGACGGCGCAUCGUUAUUUCGAGAGCCAUGUAUAUAUGAAAUUAUUCUCUCAUCAAGGAGCUGAUUGAAGCGCUGCACGAUUUAUUGAUUGAUGGAAUCGAAUUUUGUUUGUUUGUGUCGACAAUUGUUUCUGUACAUUCUGAAGAUGGCGCAAGCCGAAAUAUAUCAAUGAUUUUGUUUAAUUAUUCAAUUUCAACAAAAAAGUGCAAAGAAUGAGCAUAAGGUUAUUUAUACAUACUUUUCUACUUAUGAUGAUGCUAAAAGGUGCCAUUGCUCGCCUACAAAAACCUAAACAAACCUAACCCAACCUGACCUAACCUAACCUACAACCUACAAACCUAAACCCUACAAACCUACAAACCUACCCUACAACCUACAAACCUACAGCGCCUCUCCUCAGUUUGAAAACCUUCGUGUGGCAUCUGCUCUACUAAUGCCAAUAAUCUUUCAUGCAAAUCUCCAUCGACUGCUAAGCAUAAGCACACAGCGGGCUUUAGGACCCCAUAGUCCCUCCCCUGACUGCUAUCAAACAUAGGCUAGGUAUCUUCAUCCUGCUCAACAUGCUUCAGUCUUUAAAAGACCACCUACUCCAAAGGGUCACUUUCAGUUUCAUCUUACCCUAUUUCAGAGGAAAUGGGCAUCAAAUGUUCUUGCAAAAAAAACUUGGGAUAAAUGCGAUUCACUGGGAUAAAUAGGAAUAUUGUGACAAUGGGUGUAGAGAAGCCUGAAGCUUAUGAUGAUUUAUGACAUGUAAAAUUAAUUGUCCCAUCUUUCACAUUUUUCAGGUUGUAUUGAUUUGUAAGUGAUAUACUUGUAUCCAGCACAUUUAUAACAAGUAACAAUGGCUUCUUCAAGUAAGCAGCCGGAGGACCACCGUCGCAAGUGGGACCGUGACGAGUAUGAGGCGAUUGCGGCGCGCCGGCUGCAGGAGGAGGAGGCCAAGCGCGAGGCGGCCGACCAGAAGGGGCCGCCCGUGCAGCGCGAGCUGCUCCGCCAGCGCGAGUACAAGGUCGACCUCGACAGUCGACUCGGCAAGAGCGUGGUCAUCACCAAGACCACUCCGGCCGCCCAGUCCGGCGGGUACUAUUGCAACGUGUGCGAUUGCGUAGUCAAGGACUCCAUCAACUUCCUUGAUCACAUCAAUGGAAAGAAACAUCAGCGCAAUCUGGGCAUGUCGAUGCGAGUGGAACGGUCCUCGCUAGAUCAAGUAAAAAAGAGAUUCGAGAUGAACAAGCGGAAACGCGAAGAGCAGAAGAAAGAAUACGACAUGGAGGAGCGAUUGAACGAAAUCAGAGAAGAGGAGGAGAAACAGAAGGAGUACCGACGCGACCGGCGGAAGGACAAGAAGAGGAAGACGGCCGACCCGGUGGACGACGAGCCCGUCGACCCGGCGCUGGCCGCCAUGAUGGGAUUCUCCGGGUUCGGCGGCGCCAAGAAAAAGUGAUGCGGCUCUGACGAAGGUCAGUGUACAGUUACACCACCCUGAAGCGACACCCGUGACCCGAGUGUACCAUGGCCGUCCACUAGCCGCCAUGGGACUGAUCAUGCAGUAAAAAGAUUGCUGCAAACGGACCGGGCGGCUUGUCACAGACUUCGCACCGUCCGAACUUGUGGGUGUGAGUUACUUUCUUCACCGGGCGUGAAUAACUUUCUUCACGUCAUGGCCCAUUGUGAGGUUAGGCGUGUUGCACAGGAGGAUAAGUCGGCUCUGGGGGCAGCCAAACAAGGCUGAAACUCUUCCUCGGGGGACUGUGACGUAACACAUAGACGCCUCACGUAUGACGUUCGCUGCGCGGUCUGCGCUGUUCACUGGUGAGUACAAGCCUGUCGAUAGGGUGAGAGGGUGUGAGAAGGCAGGUCUGGUGUAAACGCUCACUGUGGGAGCCGCCGAACGCAUUCUCAUGCAUGUGUGCGACGUGGCUCAGCGGGUGCGUCCUCUGCGUAAGAUGUCUGAAUGUCGCGGGGCUGGCUGAGGCGUGGUCACACGUGUGGUUGUGUGCCAACGCUUGGAUGUGUUUCGUAUCUGCAGGCGGCACCUGGUGAACGUAGAGCUGGAUCGUUUAUGGACAAUUUCCUCAUUGUAACUGGCAUCGAUAUGUGCAAAACGAUAUGGUCCUACCCGGUUAUCGUUGCUGGCUCGUGUUCAUAUGUGUAGUUAACUGCUGCGCUCUUUUUGUGGAAAAAAUGCCUCGAGUUGG
This is a messenger RNA of Amphibalanus amphitrite, 2936 nucleotides long. Its product is annotated as zinc finger matrin-type protein 2-like. Lineage: Eukaryota; Metazoa; Arthropoda; Thecostraca; Balanomorpha; Balanidae. Gene Ontology annotation, biological process: mRNA splicing, via spliceosome. The coding region runs from base 1580 to 2182 and encodes 200 amino acids. The record is from RefSeq and is a predicted model, not a curated record. The transcript is spliced from 5 exons. Gene Ontology annotation, molecular function: nucleic acid binding; zinc ion binding. Gene Ontology annotation, cellular component: U4/U6 x U5 tri-snRNP complex; spliceosomal complex.